CUCUCUCAGCUCCAACAUGCUGUCAGGAUCCUUGCCCUCCUCGAUAACAGGGCUCUCAGCAGUUUCAAAAUUGUUUUUACAGAGCAAUCAUUUGAGUGGAAGGAUUCCUGACUCUCUUGGGGAACUCUCCCAACUACACUACAUGAGUCUUGCCUUCAACGAGCUGUAUGGGAGCAUACCGAGCACUAUCACCAAGCUCACACAGCUCAUAUACUU
Closterium sp. NIES-65 is the source of this 216-nucleotide messenger RNA. The record is from the annotation of a GenBank genome assembly. NCBI's taxonomy places the organism in Eukaryota, Viridiplantae, Streptophyta, Zygnematophyceae, Desmidiales, Closteriaceae.